CAAAUUUACAUCGGCCCCCCCCUCAACUUCUGCGGUGGAACUUCCCCAGGCUUCAAGCAGAAGAAGGGAGAGAAAUAGCGUAGUUAGCGUUAUAUUCUUUAACGUUGGCGUAACAACACAAUAAUACAUCCAAGUUUGUAAUUACAAACAUAUGUUGUACGUUUAAGUACUAGUCUAACACCUCAUUACUCUACAAAAUGGAUUCAAAGUCAAGCAAUCGGCCGGACGAAGGGGAGCUGGAAGACGGGGAGAUCUGCGAUGAUGACACCGACGAAAAGGUGCUUAUACAGCAGGAUACAAUGAGGCCUAGUAGUAUGAACAACAACUCAUCACGAAAUCCACGGAACUCGAAACCAUCGGCGCGAAGUUUACCACCUCUUAUGGGUAGCCAGCCUACAGAUUUUCGACUCUUAAUGCCAUACAACCGCGGACCUCAUUCGCACAGUCCCUUCCCCCCGAACCACAGACCGCAAAGCGGACCCGAUCGGCCGCCGCCACUGGGGCCUCACUGUGACCAGAGCCCACGUUCCAGCUUCUGGGAACGAAGUCACACAGCCCUGGGUCGAUUUAGGCACCGGUGGAAACCAGAAGAUGACGGUCGCGGGGAUUGGGGACGAGGAGGCUGGGGAGACGGAUGUGGUGGAGGGAGAGAGACUGGUUGGGUUCCCCCCGGCCGUUAUGGGCCCGGAGAGAAUCACAGUAACAAGAAAGAAUCUCCCUCGAGAAACAAACAGAAGGUAAUGAUGGGGAGGAAUCAGGUAAGAAACAAGCAGAUGAUGCACCACAACGCUGCCAAAACCGAGAAUGGUGUCAACGAGAGCUUUGAGGAUCUGCUCACCAAGUACAAACAGAUUCAGCUGGAGCUGGAAUGUAUUAGAAAAGAAGAGAACAUGGUUCUGAAGCCCGAAGAAGACCUCCCGGCUCUGAACGAGCCUGAGGUUUCUGCCAGUAAUCCCCAGACCGAGCCGUUACCCGACACUAACAGUAUUCCCAAUGACAGUGCUGCGGAGGAGAAGAAGGUAUUUCAGGCGUUCAACCUCAAACCUCUACGACAGAAACUCCUCACUCCGGCAGAAAUUGAUGCGCUCAAAGCGAAAACGGAAAAGAAAGAUCCAGAGAAAGAGGACGGUGACACGGAGAGCGAAAGAGGUCCAGUUGAACCAGUUGCUACCCCGUUUGCUAUUCCCAAAGGAGAAGAGGAGAAAGAUGGGUUGAAGAAAGAGGCGAACAAGGCAGGGGAGAAGGACACGACAUCCUGUGUGUGCUGCCGCAGCAAAUCCGAGGACCCGGAGGAAGAUGGGGAGACGAAGUAUUCGAAAGUCGGUUGUGUGUGCUGCAGCCAAUCAUCAGAGGACUCCACUCUAUCCCCUGUCAAGCCUAAAGUGAAGGGGAGCAAUGAAGACGAGGAGCUGUCUGAGCUGCAGCUGCGUCUCUUGGCCUUGCAGUCAGCCAGCAGGAAGUGGCACCAGAAAGAACAGCAGGUAAUGAAUGCGAGCAAGGAGAAGAUCACCAACGCCAAGCCUUCCCAGGAGAAGAUUCCCAACGCCAAGCCUUCCCAGGAGAAGAUCCCCAACGCCAAGCCUUCCCAGGAGAAGAUCCCCAACGCCAAGCCUUCCCAGGAGAAGAUCCCCAACGCCAAGCCUUCCCAGGAGAAGAUCCCCAACGCCAAGCCUUCCCAGGAGAAGAUCCCCAACGCCAAGCCUUCCCAGGAGAAGACAUCCAGCUAUACAUCCAGUGCACCCAACCCAGCUGAAAGAGGCAGAGUCACCACCAGGUCUGCCUCCUCUGCUGCCUCGGAGAAGGCCAAAGCUCUGGCCAACAAGCCCCAGGAGAAGGCCAAGGCUGGGGCUAAGCCUCCAGUGGAGAAGAGCAAAGCUCCGGUCAAGGGCUAUCCAGGGAGGAAGAUGGUCAGCCCAGGCUCGGUGGCCAAGCAGGCGUUCCGGAAGCAGCAGUUGAGGACCUGGAAGCUCCAACAGCAGAGAGACCAGGACGAGCUGCGGAGACAGGAAGAGGAGGAACGCCGCAGGAGAGAGGAAGAGAUCCGCAAGAUCCGGGAUCUGUCCAAUCAGGACGAGCAGUACAACCGCUUCAUGAAGCUGGUCGGGGGCUCCAAGCCGCCACUGGCGCGCAAUCCGAGCAAGUCCAGAGACAGCGACCACACUAGGAAGUCUUCUGGUAAACAGGGAUUGGACACCUCAGGGAACCUUUACCAGUAUGACAACUACGACGAGGUUGCCAUGGAUACUGACAGUGAGACCAAUUCUCCGGCGUCUUCUCCAGUACAUGAUCCAUUCGAGGUCCAAGGAUGUUUCACUCACAUGCCCAUGCCUUUCUCCAUGGACUCCCCUCAAUACAGAAUUGAUUUGGGUCAGCCGCGUUUCCUGUCCGUCAUUCCGUCCGCGCCCCCUCCGCCCUUACCCCCAAUGCCCCCACCCCCGGAUGAGCUAGAGCGCCCCCCCAAGCCGCCGUUCGCUGACGAGGAAGAGGAGGAGGAGAUGCUGCUCAGAGAGACCUGCCUCAUGUCCAUGGCCAACAAGAAGGUGGUACUUCCUGCGGAGAUUACCCUUGACAGCGGCCCCCCCUCUCCCUCCCCUCUGGUCAGUCUGGUUCAGCCGGUGCCCAUGAGCAACCGGAGUGUGGUCAGCCUCAACAUAGCACCCCAACCACGAAACAAGAAGUUCAGCCGCGGGCAUCACCACCCCAGGCUCCCACUGGUGCUCCCGCGGCACAAGGCGGUGGUAGUCCAGCUCAACGGUUCAGACGACAGUGACUCGGACAUGGAGACCUGCGGCAGCUCUACACGGACACAGUUUGUCUUUGGAGGCCUGGAGUUCAUGAUUAAGGAGGCCCGCAGGUCUGCAGAGGCAGCAAGAGCCAAACCGACGACAGGGUCUGAGGAGAACGAACCAGUCAGAACUCCGGAGGCUCUAUCCGAUGCCAAGAAGGCUGAGUAUCGUCUGCUGAAAGGAGAAAUAGCCAGUAGGGAGAAACAGAAGGUUCUGAUGGACCACAGUCCCCGAGCUGUGUCCUCUCCUGCAGGCUCCGAUCCCGAUGUGGACUUUGCUGCCAAGGCAGCGGCCAAGCUGCAGCUGACCGAGGCAGAGACCAACCUGACCAAACACAGAAACCUGCUCCUGAAGGACGACGGCGUCCUGAGGCAGCUCUUGCAGCAGGAGCAGAAGAAGAAGGAGGCGUUGAAGGCAGCUGAGGCCAAGGUGGCCAAGCUCAAAGAACAGCUCCUGGCCUCGGAGAAGAUCGUCAGCGCCAACAAGACCCUCCUCAACAGGCUCCAGGAACAGGUUCACCGUGUUCAGCUCCGCGUGUCAGUGAAGAAGAGCCACGGCUUGAAGCUGCAGAAAGAGAUGGUCCAAGCCCAGGCCGCCGCAGGCAGAGAGCCAGGGGUUCAGAAACGACGCACGGACGUCAGCCACCCCUCGCCUGUGAAGCGUUUGCGGCGCCACUUCGCCGACCUCCUGGCCCAGAAGCAGCGUCUGCAGCUGCUCGAGUCGGAGUACGCCCUAAAGAUCCAGAAGCUGAAGGAGGCCCAGGCCCUCCACAACCGAGGAGCCGUCCCCGAACCCCCGCCACCCCAGGCCACCUCCACCCCAAUCCCCAGGGCUCGCCAGCCCAGUGCCCCUCCCACCAGCCCCUUCCCUUUGCCCCAGCCAUCCCUACAUGACCUCACGCAGGAUAAACUCACCCUGGUCAGCAGUGAGGAUAUCACUGAGACUGAAGACGGUGACAUGGAGCCCGCCACUGCAGCAGUGCCCUGCGCCUCCACCCAGAGUGUUCGCAGGCGCUCUUUCAGAGAGACGGGCGCCUUCACCAAGCCUAAACUGGAGCCCGGUGGGACGGGACUGGUCAAGGAUUGUCCAGCCAAGUCAGCCAAGGUGAAGGCCCCUGGGCCUGGGGAGCUGUUCUUAGGGCUGGAGGUGGAGGCCCUGCAGACGAUGGACAAGCAGCAGGCCAACCUAGGAGAGCUGCUGCUCGGGGAACUACGGGCGCUAGGUGGCACUGUGGAGAAACCUCCAGCUGGGAAGGUGAUAGAGGUGGAUGUAGACAUAAUGGCUGCCCAGUCAAGCCGUGCUGAGCUGAAGCCUGUCCCGUUCGGACAAUAUCGCAGCCCUCUCCUGGUCUUCAAGUCAUACAGGUUCAGUCCGUACUUUCGGACCAAGGAGAAGUUAUCACUCAGCUCUGUGUCUUACAGCAACGUUGUAGUGCCCAAAAAGUGUUUCUGUCGCUUCGACCUCACAGGCACAUGCAAUGACGAUGACUGCAAGUGGCAGCAUAUGAGAAAUUGCACUUUUGGUGGAAACCAGCUUUUCCAUGAUAUCCUGUCGUACAACCUGGCCUUGAUUGGCUGCUCGGAGAGCAGUACUACUGAUGACAUCAGUGUUGCCACAGAAAAGUAUUUAAAAAAGCUCUUUGGGACAAACAAGGAUCGCAUGGGAAUGGACCAGAAGGCCGUCCUACUGUUGAGCAAAGUGAAUGAAAGCAAAAGACAUGUCCCUCCCUUCACCACGUGUAAGGAUCUCCGGAGGUGGAGGCCUCAGCCCGCUCACCAGGCCAGCCCAAGCGCUGGGGACGACAGCGGGGACGAGUGUGCAGACGCCAACCCUGGUCCAGUCAAAUACGACGGUUUUUCCAAGAGGAGUUUGUCUGCUGCCAUGGAUGUGUGUGUGACCCCAGACGACAAGCGUUACUUCAUUAGUGAGACUGACGACAUAUCUAACCUGGAGACCAGUGUCCUGGAGAGCCCGCGCGAUGCACAGCUGUGGAUCAAACUGGCCUUCAAAUACCUCAGCCAGAAAGAGACCUCUGUGGCGGAGUGCCUGGAUGCUGCGUUGAACACGCUGUCUCGUGCCCUGGAGGACAACCGGGACAACCCAGAGAUUUGGUGCCACUACCUGUCUCUGUUCUCCCGCCGCGGGACGAGGGACGAGGUGCAGGAGAUGUGUGAGAUGGCUGUCGAGCACGCCCCCGACUACCAAGUCUGGUGGAGUUACCUAACCAUGGAGAGCUCGUUUGAGGGGAAGGACUAUGUGUGUGGUCGUCUGCUGCAGUACCUACUAGACUGUUCUUGGACUAGUGGUUUCUCCGAGAGGCUCUCCUUCCAGUUGCUGGAGUCUCUACUCUACAGGGUCCAACUCAGCGUGUUCACCGGCCGGCUACAGAAUGCCCUGGCCAUCCUACAGAAUGCCUUGAAGUCGGUCACUGAGCAGUGCAUUGCUGACCACCUGACCGCGAGUGACCGCUGCCUAGUCUGGCUGUCCUUCAUCCACCUGACAGAGUUUGACCGCCUGCCGGCCAGCUUGUAUGACCCGGCCAACUCCAACCCUUCCCGGGUGGUAAGCACAGAGUCCUUCGCCCUCCCCUGGAGAAAGCCGCUCGACGUCCGCACCGAGCCUGACACACUUAUCGCUGUGUUCGAAGAUGCAGUACGUCAGUGCACAGACCAGACUCUGCCUCCCAGUGAGAGAACUCUGGCCUGUCUGCCUCUAUACACAAACCUCAUCGCCUGCUACAGCCUGCUGGGAAAGUACGAUGCGGGCCUGGAGCUGUGUGAGUCCCUGUUGGCGCUGUGCCCGCAGUCAUGUGUCCUGUUAGAUGCACUGUCAGGGCUCUACGUGGGGAAGGGGGACUGUGAGCAGGGUGUCUGCGUGUGGCUCCGGGCUCUGUCCCAGUGUCCACACAAUGCAGAGGUCUUCUACCACACCUGCAAGUUCUUUAUGGCACAGGAGAAGUCAAGUUGCAUCACUCCUCUGUUCCGGGAGUUUGUCCUGUCUUUCUGUGAUGGGGAGAGAAGUGAACAGAAACCUGUGGAUGUGCUACGGUCCAUCCUUGGUAUUCCAACAGAGGACAUCCUAAGAGGCCCAGUUAUCAAAAAGCAACUUCAAGAGCAGCUUAGUCACCAAAAGCCUUACCUGAACCUCGUCCACUGUCUGUGGCAGUGGGUGCACGGUAGUGUUGGGGAGGCGAUGGAUGCUUUCGAAAGAGCCCUGGGAGCCGUAAUGCAGCUAAAUGUCCUUCAAAAGCUAUGGAUGGAUUAUCUCCUUUUUACCAGCAGUAAGCUAGCUGGGAGCCCCUCCAACGGCAGAGAGCUCCGGAUGUUAUCAGACCUGGUCCAGCGUUGCCUAGUAACUGUCCCUUCCAGGCUGGAAGUUCCGUUCAGCUCGGCCCAGUACUGGAGCUGCUUCAGAUUUCACAACAAGGUUAUGUUCCACUACUUGUGCUGUCUGCCCCAGUCCCAGCACCCCCAUAUCCUGGAGAGACUAAAGUACACCAUGCCCACCAACGCUGAACUGGCCCUGAGGUUGCUGCAUCAAGAGUGGCAGGAUGGAAAUAUAGAACAUCUGAAAUUCCAGGCGAGAAUGUUGAGCAGUAGCAUUCCAAACUAUCUGGCCAACUGGAAAAUAGCGAUCGCUGUGGAGAGGGAACUCAAGGAGCGCUCCGAGGUCCGGCUUCUUUAUCAGCAAGCCCUGCAAAAGCUUCCACUGUGUGCCACCCUAUGGAAAGAUCGCCUGCUGUUUGAAGCUGCGGAGGGAGGUAAAACUGAUAAACUGAGGAAACUUGUUGACAAAUGUCAAGAGGUGGGAGUGAGUCUAAGUGAGCCCCUAAAUUUAGUCUGGAGCAAAAUGGAGGGAGAGGAUCACUGAGGAUAACCACCCCCACCCCC
Messenger RNA from Oncorhynchus gorbuscha (pink salmon), 6676 nucleotides. Its product is annotated as zinc finger C3H1 domain-containing protein-like. Gene Ontology annotation, biological process: RNA processing. Lineage: Eukaryota; Metazoa; Chordata; Actinopteri; Salmoniformes; Salmonidae. Gene Ontology annotation, cellular component: nucleus; exosome (RNase complex). The record is from RefSeq and is a predicted model, not a curated record. Gene Ontology annotation, molecular function: protein binding.